This is a messenger RNA of Naegleria fowleri, 1476 nucleotides long. RefSeq lists its product as uncharacterized. Gene Ontology annotation, biological process: protein K63-linked deubiquitination. Gene Ontology annotation, molecular function: K63-linked deubiquitinase activity. Lineage: Eukaryota; Heterolobosea; Eutetramitea; Acrasida; Naegleriidae. Gene Ontology annotation, cellular component: membrane; endosome. The record is from RefSeq and is a predicted model, not a curated record. Bases 1 to 1476 code for a protein of 491 amino acids. The transcript has a single exon.
AUGAGUAGUGUGAGCCUUCUCUAUUCCUCGCUCAAUGAUUUGAAUCAAGCAGCCAUCGCACAAGUGAUGGAAGUUGAUGAUGAUACUCCUCUUGAGAUUUAUUUUACUACGGCUCGGAAUUUGUUGAAAGAAGCAAAAUUAUGUCGGGAAUCUCAAGAUUUAGAAGGAAUGUACAAGUGUUUAAUUCAGUAUUUGAUUUUGGUGGUUAAAAAGUUGCCUUCCCACAAGGAUUUAAAUGUGGAUGAGGAUCAAGAAGAAUCCGAUGAAUAUAUUAAAUGUAAACAAGAAUAUGAUUAUAACUUUCAAAAGUGUGAUCUAGUAAAACAGGAAAUUGAAAAACUGAGAAGUCAACUUAAUGAUCUCUAUGAAGAACAACGAAAAGCUAAAGCCAAAGAACGAUGGGCAAGCUUACAAGACUCGGAUUCUUUGAGAAGGAAAACAGUGAUUCAGCCAAUUGUGCCAACUGUAUCUGUAAAUGCAACGACAGACAAAUUACCACUUCCUGCAUCUCCAAGUGUUUUAAACAAGAGAUUUAUCAUGUCAAUAAGAUCAUCAAAUCCAAAUAUUAUUUGCAAGACGCCAACCAUGAUUGCACAACGUUCACGAAAUGAUCCAAAUAGAAUUGUUCGUGUUCGAUUACUUCCAGGUAUUAUUGCACACGAGGGGGUUCACACACCAACAAGUGUCUAUCAUUUGGUCACACCCAAGCAAAUGAAAGACAAUUUUGAAAAUUACAUGCCUCAACCACAGCAACCACUCCGUAAGAUGUCCAAACAACCACCUGCAUUCCCAAACUCGUACCAAAAGCCAACCAAUCACCCUCCAUCUAAUACGACCUAUCAACAACAACAACAACCGGUCUAUCAACAACAACCUACGAUGUAUCAACAUCCACCAAUGUUUCAUCCACAACAACAACAACAACAGUACUCAACUUAUCAACAAACCACACCGGUAGUUCAGUACACUCCAUCGUCACAAACCUAUUCUACAUCAAUUUAUCCACAAUCUUACUCUCAAAAUAACUAUGUUGAGAGUACAUAUUCAAAUGCAGUAGAAAAUGUUGCAUAUAAUGAGAGAGUUCAGGAAUAUGUCGGAAAACAAGUUGGAAACUUGGCAACCAAUGAGAAAGUUCAAAAACAAGUUGGAUCAUCUAUUUCCAACGCUGCUAAAAAUCAACAAGUGCAAUCUACAAUUGGAAAUGCUAUUGCCUCGAGUUCUGACAAUUCUCUUGUUCAAUCUUUAGCUACCAAUCAACAAGUACAAUCUACCGUUGGAACUGUUAUUGCCAACACAGCUGGUAAUGAACAAGUCCAAAAGGCAGUUGGAAAUGCAAUUCAUAGAGCUGCCAAUGACAAGGAAAUGCAAAAGAAGGUUGCUAAAGGAUUCGUCAGUGUUGCUAAAGGCGCUUUUUCAGCAACAAAAGCAGGUGCUAGCUUAGGCUACCAACUUUACCAAGAAAAUAAUCAGAAAUGA